GUAGCUAAGGGGACUAGUAGAGACACCUGGAGAACAACAGCCACUUUUGUGGGAGUGCAAGAACAGCAGCUUUUAAAACUGAGGAUAAAUAUUCAGGCUUUGUUAGGACCCUGAAUACAAGCCAGCUGGUAAAAUAUGGGCUCUACCCAAAGAGGCACAACGUAUCAUGUGGUCAAGACAAAUAAAACUGGGUCCAGGGUAGCAGUUUCAACACAGAAAGGGGCCGAGGUUGCUAGCAUGACCCCUCAACGGGGACAGGGGUACCUUAUCUCCUCGAGCCAGCGGAGUGGUCCAGCCUCCACGAUCCCGAUAGGCCAUCGAAGAUCAGAAGCUGGGCACGCCACUGCUCUCCAUUUAUCAUCAGACUACCUUCGCUCUAGCUCCCCUCAGUCAGGGCCCGGCCCCUCUGGAGCACCCAACCCUCGAACCGAGACCCGAUCCAGAACUGAUACAUCCCGCCAGGCCUCUCCUUCUCGAAAGCUGACUCAGGGCGAGUCAAUGCUCUACACCGGUCAGGUGCAGCGGAAUGUCAGUCCGUCCAGAGAGGAAGCAACUAGAAGAGGGGUUGAGAUCAGGCCAGGACGCAACAUCAGUAAUCGUUUCUCGUUAAUUCCAGAGGCCAAAUCCUCUCGCCGGUUGAGUUUUGUCGACCAGAAGGAUGACUUCACACUCUUAGAAGAGGAGCCACCCUCCAAGGUCCAAUACCCACAAGGGGUCAGAGUGCCCCGGAGGCCUUUGAUUUGCCCAAAGGAUGAAGCAGUCCAAACUGAGCCCAUUCGAAAGAGUGUGACUGCUGGGGAUAUCAGAUCGUCAAGGAGACCCCCUAGCCCAGAACAUGGCGGCAACCGCAUCUAUCCAGACUCUCGGUCAACCCAGAGAAGAAUUCCUGGGCCAGAAUAUGACACGGGCCGUCAGAACUCAAUUUAUGCAGAACCUAAGGCCUUGCGUAGAAGUGUGAACUUGGAAUCAUCCCUCACACUCUCUGUCCUUAAAGAUUUGAACAGUGGACAAAAGGCUUUGAUGCGCCCUGAGCCUGAGCCUGGCCACAGGCCCUCUGUGUACAAUGAAAUCAAGUUCUCCCCAAAGGUUUUAAUACCAUCAGAAGUGGAGCCCAGCACGAAGCCCUCAGCGCGCGGAGAGAGUGAGGGUGGCCGUAGGGUCACCAUCUCCCCCGGGGCACAGCCAGCUUCCCGCAGGACGUCUCGAGCCGCAUCUGAGAGUCCCCACAAAUCUUCUGUCUUGGCCACUCCGGAGCCCGAAUACAAGCAAUAUACCGCAAAACCCUCAGACAGUAUCUACGAGUUCCCACGACCCACACUCAGGCCUCCAGAGCCCUCUUCUAGAAAGCACUCUGUCCGCGUAGAGCUGGAACUGACCCCUCGGCCCUUGCCACCUCGGUGCUUACCGAGAUAUGGGCCAGACUCCACGUGGUGGGCCUUACUCAGCCCUGAAGGUGAAAUGCCCAACAGUCGGCCAACAACACCUGAUAUCGAGCCCAAGUCCCCUCCUCCCCCAGACCCUUCACUGCCUUUUUUUGAAAUGGAAACCAGCCCUUUCUGUGAGGAUCUGAUGUUCCAGAGAGAGAAGGCAAGUCCAUCACCACUAUCAUCACCAAAGGAGUCUCCGGGCCCGUCACCAUUGAGGGAAGCGCCACAGGCCCCCAAGCACACCUCCAGACAUCCCACUCAAAGGUUUAGUGUUUUCUUCAUGGGUAUGUGCAGAAGCAGACUGCCCAGGUGCAGCCCCGAUUUAGUGAGGUGGGACGCCAGGGUGGGAGAAAGUUCCCCCUCCUCAUUCUGGGCCUCAGAGCUGCCCUCCCACCAGUGCCAAAGCUGGACCCAUCCUUGAGCCCAUUGCUCCCUUCCUUCCCCACCAGCUUCUCUGAGCUCCAAGCUAAUGACGCCGAUGAUGAUGCUUGGUCCGGCGUCAGGCAUUGACUCUUCCAGGCAACGCUGCUUAACCUUUCAAUGGAAGGUAGUAGAGAGUGGUCUGCAGGGUGGGAAGCUACUUCCCAGGGGUGGAGACGAAGAACUGAACUGGGUGAGGGCUGGUAAAGAGAAUAAAGGUCCUCAGGUAAAUAUUCUGGCAACCAAGUGGAGAAGGUAGGGUGUAAAUGAGCUGGGACUUAGGCUUCUGAGAAGGGGCAUGAGGGAGGGUGGGGAGAAGCGGGGGCAGCAGAACGGGAACGCGGCAUUUGAUCUUAGGUCGGAGGAGCCUCUUGGGGACAGCGCCAAGGGCUGAGGGCAGCUUUGGGUGGAGAAAAGUAGAGCUAGGAAAGGAGCCGUGAAGUAGUGAGGGGUGGGGGGCGCACCCCACAGAGAGAGAAAAAAAAGCAACAAUCUCUGUUACUUUCAGAUGUCUCUGAGGAAAUGUACAAUCGUGUCUUCUGGUGGCUAAAAGGUCUGUGCUUUCCCUCCCGUGGGUCCUCUUUGGGGGGCUGGGGGGCAGGAGGACAGGUGGGAGGGCAGCCUCUGAAUCCCAGAGCUAGGCCUGUCAGCACUGUGCC
Molecule: messenger RNA, 2506 nt
Organism: Bubalus bubalis (water buffalo)
Lineage: Eukaryota; Metazoa; Chordata; Mammalia; Artiodactyla; Bovidae
Exons: 1
Coding region: 136-1848 (570 amino acids)
Source: RefSeq, a predicted model, not a curated record